GCCAACUUGAGGGCUGAUGCUGAAGGGAAAGUUGCUGGUAAGAGCCGCAGAUUUUUUUUCCCACUCUCAUUGACAUUUCAACUCCACGACGGAUCCAAAGGUAGAUAGAUUUUGAAUCUGGACCUAUAAGUUUCUGUCGCUGUGACACGGAGGAGAGAUCCGCGGAGGGAAGAAGCGACUUUACGCGCACAGGAUACCGGACACACACGUCUGCUGCCUCUCAUCCGGUGAGUUUGGAUGGAUUAUAAUCUAAAACAGGUCCCGCUUUUAGUACUAUAAUCUGCAUUACCGAGGAAUUUCUCCGUUUUUGGUUUAGAAAAAAUGCAAAAUUACGCACUCAUUUUGCAAAACUCAAACUUUGAGCAUGCAGGGAAAAGUCAACAGAAACUUGAGCGUGCAUUGGCUACAGAUUGAUUACAAGCCUCGUGCGUUGGCAAAGUUAGGUAAAAUUAGUGGUUAAGUGCUCGCACGUUGCUGUGUGUUUCCUACAGGAGGUGUGCACCCACACACAGCGAGCCCACUCCGCUCCUGUUGUCAUUUAUCACACAAACAUACAGCGUGUAAUUAGCGAUCUUCACCGAGGAAUAAAGCGCACGCCGGUCCCUUUUUUUCAAACGUCCAUUACUGUGAGUUUAACGGCGGAGGGAAUCAAAAGCUCAGAGCUGUACUGUAAACUCGGUGUGUGUGAGGGAUCUAUUCAGCUCUGCUCAAUCCAUCAGCGGCGGAGGUGACGCUGUCUAUCAGAGGAAUAUUACACUCUCGAGACUGCAGAUUAAAGCCAGAAUUACACGCCUCACUUUAGAGAAAUAACUUCAUUUAUAUUUUUUAGGGAAGCUAAAAAUGCGCACAUUUUCUUAUUUUGAUUGGUGCAACUUGCAAAACAAGAAAGUGUGUCAGAUUUUCAACUCCAAUUUAGCAUGCAGGGGAAUGACAUGUGCGCCCUCGGGGUCUUCAUUUUGAUUUUGUUUCAUAAAAAAAAGGCCUGACCCUUAUUUUUAUACUCAGUUUUAGAAGUGUGAUUAUAAAAAUAAAUUGGGGCCUUUUUCUCCCCCCCAUACCCUAGGCUUGUAUGAGUGCCUCAUGCAGGAUAAAAAUCUAUUGUGAUUCCCGUCAGUGGCUGGGGGACUGUGGACGCCUCAGGUCCAGGCUCUGGUGUGUUUGGGUCCAGUGUUUCUUUCUGUCACGCUUGCCGAGCAGCGCUGUGACACCAUUAGCCCCGGUGUUUAUCCCAGCCUUCAGCCUUUUGCCAGGAGAGGGCUGCUGUGGACUGUACACCUUCUGAGGGCUAAACUCGAAAUACAAGACACUCUUCCUUAAAGUCCUGCGAUAAAGCUCUGGAGAUGGUGUUCAGAUUAGAAGAAAAAAUCUCCAUCUGUCUAUUAUUUAUCUUAAAAAAAAAAAAAGUCAAACUAUCAUGAAGGACAAUGUGAACAUACGCCAUUAAACGCCAUUAAAGCGGGGAUUUUUAGCUUGUGUGGCCUGCUGCAAACCUUCUUAUCCUGUUUUCCUACAUAAUUUUUCCUCCUAUCUUUAUACGUUUAAAAUGUUCUGAUAAGAAAGUUGACAGAACUAGAGCCUGUUUCCGGGACGCGCUCACUUUAAAAGCUCUUUGAGGAAAUGUCUUGCGCAAAAGUCACACAAGCAUGUGAUUGUUUAAUUAUUGUUGAUAAAAAAAACAAAAUCACACAUUGUAAAAGUGCAAAUAAUUUAUGCAAAUGAAGCGACGACGUGCCCAUGAAUCUCUUUAGAGAGAAUAAAAGUGACAGACCGAGGCUGCGUGAUGAAUGACAGGUCAGAUCCACGAGUGUGCACAGAGACUAACCCACAGCAGAGUCCAUUUAUUAUUUUCAGAUUCUAAAAUAAACCACACCUGAAAUAAAAAUAAUACUAAUAAUAAUAAUAAUACUAAUAAUAAUAAUAAUUAUAAUAAAAGAUUAAUAAUAAUCUAUGAAAUUAGUGGUAGCAUUUUGACGAUAACAGAAUAGUAAUUUUUGAAAUAUAUAUUUUUUUGUUCUCGUAAUGAAAAAAAUAAAAUAAAAAAUUAAGGAGAGAAAUAAAGAAGAGACUGAAAUAAGCCAAGAAUCUUUUAUUUUCCAUCAUCAACAUUAUAUAAAAUAAUUGAAAGCUUAUUCAUUAUUAUUAUUAUUAUUAUUAUUAUUAUUAUUAUUAUUAUUAUUAUUAUUAUUAUUAUGAUUAUUGUACUUUCAUGUCAUUAUUGUUAUCAGUAUUUUAUGUUUUUAAAUAAUAAUAAUAAAUAAAAUUAUAAUGAUGUUUAGAAACUUUCUAAAAUCAGGUAAUGCAGAGUGAAUUAUGAAGCAAUAAAUUAUUGUGUAUUAAUUAUAAAUAAAUAUCUGGUUAAUUCAUCUGACAUUAAAUAUUUCUCCUACCAUAGUCCCUGGAAAAAAUCAAAAAUAAAAAUCAGGAAAUAUAUGGAGAAACUCAAAAUUUCUUCCAUCUGCACCAAUCAAGGAGCUCCAGCCCAGCCAUCUUUUAUUGACUGAAAACAAUCUUGUUACAAUCCUGUAACAUUCUCUAAUGGAGCUCAGCAGAUGUCCUGAUUUCUAAGAGGGGAGUAAACCGUGACCUCCAGAGGGGGGGUCAUCACAAAGGCAAACCAAUAAAUCAGAAUAAAAAACUGAAAUCAAACUGGCAGCAGCCCUGUGAGCAGUACUUUGACACAUGAUGGAUUAAUCUGAUAAAAAGAAAAAAAAAGCUGCAUCAGCCUGUAAAAGGUAAACUCUAAUCCCAAACAAGAGCUCUGUGAAUGAGCUGCAUUACAUCCUUUUCUCCUGUCCAAAAACAAUGUCACUGUUUUUCACUGCUGCUCCCUCCCCUUCUGUUUUCAUUUCUUUCUUUCUUCCUCCCUUUCUUUCUUUCUCUUUUUCUUCUUGUAUUGAAAAGUUUCGAGAUGGUACAAAUACCACGUUGCCUGAGGGGAAAAUAGCGACCAGAUUAGGCUUUCUUUUCAAGGCCUGUGGCAUUAGUUGCUGCUAAUCCGAAUUGGGCUAAUUGCUUUCCCAACAUCAGCCUAUCUUCAUGUUUUUUUUCAAAGCUUCCACGGUCAUCCAGACCAUAACAGAAAUAAAAUAAAAUAAAAUACAAAAAGGGAACAUGUUUUCAAAACAGAGUCUUGCUGCUAGAGUGGAAUAUAUCAUGUUGGGGGGUAUUGGAAACUAUGAAAAAAAAAUCUCCUAAAAGCGGAGACACCGAAUAAGCUCUUGGAGCGGAUUUACAGCUUAAGCGAAGAAAUCAAUAACCUAGUGGAGGUAUUGUUUCCAAAGAAAACUACUUGACUCACUCAUCGGGGAAUCUGUCUUUCAGCUGAAGGUUGGUUAGUGGUGUGAAUUUUUGACAGCUGCAGUUUGGGCCAAUAACAUUUGCACCACAAAGAAAUGCGCCUUUUACGCACAGAGAUGGGAGGCUGUUUGGAGCUGAGGUCACAUGUUGGGCUUUCUUUGGAGUAGAGAGUAGAUGUUUAUCAGCAUAUUGUUGCACACUUUGUGCUAAAAUCAUGACUUCAGGCAGUGGCUGCAGCUGUGGCACAUGGUCUUAGUAAACACUGCAGGAGUUCAGACUGCUUUAAAAACUUUUAAGGGUUACAAACUCCAAACUCUCUCCUCUUCGUCCAACUUGUCUUUCUUUUAUUCAACUCUGGGAAACAGAGAAAAUGAAAGUUCAGUCUGAAACAUUUCUACAUUUUCUGGUACAAACUCUAGCUGUUGACAGGACAAGUGGGUGUGUUUGCGGUCCAGUGCAUGUCUAAUAGGGGGGUCCUUGACGUGAAAAUGUUUGGGGACCCCCCUCCCCUCCUUUCUUUCCUCUCUGAUAUAAGCUGCUGCGUUCAUUCCCGGCAGGCCUAUAGGCUGAGCCACCAGUCAGAGUGAGUAGAAACAAUGCAGCAAGGAGAAACAGAUGAAUGUGCUCGUUUAGUUUACGGCUUGUUUGAUGAAGGAGUAUUGGCCAAAGUGUUGUUCCUCACCGCGGGACCCUCGGUGACAGUUUGAGCCGCUCCUCUCAGCUCAUUAUCUCGCCGGCCCACUGAGGGCCCCAUUCAGGCCGGGCAGUCCCCCCUCUCUCUCUCUCUCACUCUUUCCUCCUCGUCCUCCCUCCCUCUCCCUCUCUCUCUCUCUCUCUCUCUCUCUCUCUCCCUCUGUGGCAGCGUCGUUUGUCUACUCAUUGAACCCAUAGUCAGGAAUGCGAUGGUUGUUAGGGAGCCCUCUUUCACCUCCAAAGUGUUUUAUUGAUGAGCUCUGACUUCUCCUACUUUUUCACAUGUCAAAGAAAGUCAAGUGUAGGCCUCCAUGACUUCAUUUCAUGGCCUCCCAUCCAAAAAAAAAAAAAAAAAAAAAAAAAAGAAGCAAUUUCUCUCCCCCUCCCCCUGUUUCUGCCUGGCCCUCUCCCCUCUCUCUACCCUGUCUCUCUCUCUCACACACUCUCUCUCUCUUUGCCCUUUCAUGCACCCCCUUUUCUGCUUCCACAUCCAUACAACCCUCAUUCUCUCCCCGCUUCGGUUUCUCCUCCUUUUGGAGCAAACUGCGGGGCUCCUCAGUGCUCAGACUGGUGCUGCACCAGAGCUCCGGGUGGACACUCAAACACGGGCGCAGAGGGGUUGCUUUUGGGUGCGUUGAGGUGUGCGUUAAUAGCCAGUCAUUCAAACCAAGCGCUGUUUUGGGAAGCGUGUGGCCAUGGCUACACAGUCAUUUGCUUUACUUUAUUUACGCGUGCUAUUUGCUGUCAGGGCGCAGGAGUGACGUCGCCGGCGGCCGCGCCUUGCAAAUGUGUCCAUAAAGAGCAGUGGAGCUUGGCCUAAAGGCUGCGCUCUUUACGCAUGGCUUUCUUGUUGACAGGAGGGGUAAGGCUAUUCAGGGGAAGGUGAUACCCAAAAGAAUCAACAAAUGCACGUGGUGGGAAUUUUUUAAAAAUGUUAUUAUGUAAGGAUCCAUGUUUAAUAAAACGUUUAAAGUAAAGAUGAUCUAAUUGAAGUUUUUUAUUUUUUUCAGGUUAAGAAAAGUUUUCAGACUUCAGAUUACAGUUUUAAGAUUCAUUUUGCAUUACUGCGGCCCUAAUCUGAGUGUAAAUCUGAUUUAAAUCAGUUCAUAAAGAGAUUUAAACUUGUUAGAGUUAUUUAAACUAAAGACGAAACGAUACCCUCUCUGUAUUUUUUGACAUAAACAGAACAAAAUCCACGAAGAACUAUAAAACAAACAAAAAUAAUGUGACUUUUGCAACAUGUCAAAGACCUGUUCGGCUCUAACACAGAGUUGGAUGGCUCUGUAUAAGAUGUAACCCUGCACACAGCUGCUCUUAGUGAUUUCUAUUCUUCUAUCCUGAGCUCCAUCCUCCAUCCUCGGGCGCGCUGCUCCACUGCUCCUUUCCGUCCUACUUCGCUCGCAGCUCUAGUUAGCCUCAGGUUGGAGCUGAACAUGCCUGAGAUUCCCUGCGCGGACCCAAUUCAGCCUGGAAGAAAAGAGCUCCCCGUCCAAUGGGCAUUUCCGAGACAGUUGCUCUGCAAUAGGGCAAUAUUCAGAAAGUGAGCGCAGGGUAUUUGCAUGCGUGGGCUGAUUAGUGGGUUGGGAAGACGAGACUCUCUCUCUCUCUCUCUCUCUCUCUCUUUCUCUCUCUCCCUCCUUUUCUCUUCCUCUCUCUUUCUCUCUCGCUGUGGCUCGGCCCCGUUUCCCGCUUUGGCUGUGGUGCAGGGGGAAGUGUUUAUAUGGGGGAUGAUGACAGAGGUCGGGUCGCGCUAAUGGGCCAGUGAAGAGCAGCGGAGGGAGGCGAGGCGAGGCGAGGCGCGCACAGCAGACCACGAACACAUACAUUAAUACACUUGUUCCAUCACCAAUCAGCAUAGGUGUGUUCAUUCUCUUUUACCCCCACCUCCUCCUCCUCCUCCUUCUUCUACCACCACCACCACCACUCCCCCUCCUUCCCCUCUCUCUCGCUCUCUUUUCUCUCUUUCCCACUCUCUCUCUUUCCGACUCUCUCAUUCGCUCUCUCACACGCCAGCGCACAUCCUCGCCAAACUCCGUGCGUCCUGACAUCUGAGUUCACUGUCAAUCUCUGUCCACUUCGCAGGGAUAUCCCCUCCGUCUCCGCCGAAGACCACUGGAAACUAAUUUUUCCCUCCUCCAAACUUCCCCGAGAGAGAGAGAGAGAGAGACUGAUCCUGGUCGGCUUUUUUUUCUCUUUCUGUGGUGUGGAGAACUAGGCUGAAGCCUGUAGUUUGAAAAGGACUUUGACAACGAACCAGGAUGCCCCAAAAAGGUGAGAACAUGACGAAAAGUUUCUCUGUGCAGAAAUAAUACAAUCAUUUUCAAAUAUUGUUGUUAUUUUAUGUUUAUUUUUUCAAAUUAUAUGUAUUAAAAGCCUGUUAUUUAUUGUAGUAAUUAGAACUUUAAACGGUGUUGUGGUCUAGUCAGAGGUUCAUCAGUGUUGAAGUUGUGGUUGUUGUACCGUUUGGAGUGUGCAGCCUGUUUUCUUCUGACUGGACUCGAACAGCCUUUAGCGCUUCUGUCCGUGUUAUCUGCUCCAUUUUGUUGGUGUGUUUAGGCCCCUGCACGGGUAGCUUACCGCUUAUUUAUGACAGUAAAGAGUAAAAAGUCACGUUGGGCCAGGACAGUGAUCAUCGUGGAGAAUGGGGCGCAAUGACCCGUUGAGGAAAGGUGUCAGAUUGAUUCAUGCAGGCGAGUCACCCAAGCGCCUUGUAAAAAAAAAAAAAAAGAAAAAGAAAGAGAAAAAGCAGUUAGGUAGGAGGCCUGUUUUAACGUGUUUGUGCGUCAGUUAAAACACAACUUUAACUCUCUUUUUAAUAAUAAUUUUGUCUACUCUAGUUGACGUUACAACACUUUAAACAUGUGAGUAGCCUAGUUUGGCUGUGCUGUUUUAUAUAAUAAAGAUAAAAAUAAAAAUAAACCACAUACUAUCCUGACAGUGUUACCAACUCUUAUGAAAGAUAGUUUAUAUAUUGUGUCAAUAUAACCCUCAUAUUUUUAAAAUGUGCUGCUGUUUUUAAACUAUUUUCUAAAAUCAAGGGGAAAAAAACGUCAAUAACGUUAUGUAUUUUCAAUUAUAAAAUUAUUUAAAAUAAAUCCGUUUUAAAAUAUAGUAAAUAAAAAAUAACUGCAAAAAUACUAAAAGCCUAUCUUUUAAAAGUUAUCCCUGAAAAAGCAAUUUCUCCUGUUUAAUUAAACCAGUUAGCAACAUGCUAAUAACUAAUUUACUGGUGUUACACAUUUUCAAGUAUCCUUCAUGCGUAUUUAUACAGGCCUAUAAAUAAAUAGAUACCUCCUAAUAGGCUGCAACCUGCACCGGGGCCAUUGUAGUCCAGGCCUACAUAAACCACUUCUGCAUUUAAAUGUUGAGAGUGGUCAGAGUCGGCAUGUUGAAUUACGACAUUGUUGUUCCGGAUUACGGGAGGAAAAGAAAUGCAGAUUAGUUUGUAGUUAACCUCGGCGACAACAACGUUUGAGCUUUCGACCCUAAAUAAAUGAUUAACCACAGGCUAAAAGCUACUGACCGCUGAACCGCGUUUUUCAGCCAUAAUGAGUCACUUUUAUAGUUAAUAUUUCUGCACAAUUAUUCGUGAAAACGUGGCCUGAGAUAACAGUUUAGCUAUAUCAAGACAUGACCCUUGUUUUGGUCAUUUUCAGUCGUGCUAACCAGGCUAGCUCUGACUCUGUUGGCCGUGUGAAGGAAUCUGCGGUUGAUUAAUUCAGCCUAUUUGUUAAACAUGAAGGGAGCUGCGGUCUAAAGCAGUAAUGGCCGCCCUCUAUAUUACUGCACAUCACCAACUAGCCCUGCUCUAAACGCAGCCUGUUACCCGGCGUUAUUAGGCCAUUUUGCUCGGCACACAGCACAAGUUAGCAUGGAGGGAGGAAAGGAGGAAACUUCAGACUUCUCCCUGCCUGGCCCCCUUUUUAUCUGUCCUCCCCAGUCAAUAGCUUCUUUAAUGCAUUUGUCUUUUCCAAUUGAGCGCCCUACUGCGCUGUUGUGUCUCUCAACUCGCUUUACAACCCGCACCAGCAGCACAAAAUAACCACCAAAUAUUUAGAACAAGAAAUUACCUCUUUUUCACAAAAAUUUCUCUCUAAAAGCAGGCCAAAACAAAACCCACAUUCACACACCAGCGGCACCAGGGUCACGGUCGUGUAUAUGUGUGCAUGUGUGUGUGUGUGUGUAUGUGGGUGAGAGAGAGAGAGAGAGAGAGAGAGAGAGAGUGUGUGUGUGUGUGUGUGUGUGUGAGUGUGUGUGUGUGUGUGUGUGUGUGUGUGUGUGUGUGUGUGUGUGUGUGUGAAUGGUCCCGGAGGGGGUGGAUGCAUGCCUCCGGCCCUUUGUAUUAAUCUGAACUUGUUGGUGUGUUUAGUAGGGAAGCUGUGUGUUUCUAGUCGUGGAGGCCGAGUUUUCGCCCCGGGUUUGAGGUACACGGAGGCAGAAAAAAAAGGAGGGAGGGGGUUAGCAUUGUUGGGAGUCCAGCAGGCUUUGUACACCAGCUUUGUACCCCCUCCUGGUCUGGACUUUAGCAGAGCACUGAGGCGAGCUAGACAACGUGUGUCACUGUACAAUUUCCACACUAUAGACUCCACCGGCGGAGGGAUAUCAAGUUUUACAUAAAGGCGUCUUACUGUGAUGCUGAGGGCCGAUUGUUUAAUGUAAAAAAAAUAAUAAUAAGGCGCACAGCACUGGCUAGGCUGCUAGUUUAAAUGUUUGUUGACAAGUGCCUAACAGAGAUGUACAAAUAAUCUUCUUCCGCGUCUGUUUGGAGUUAUUAGCCUGGCAGCAGCGUUGAGGUUAACAGUAAAAAGUAGGGCACUAUGUAAAAAAGACAAAAGAUACAGUAUAGUACAUGAGUAUAGCUGUGGUGGCUGUGCUAAUGUGUUGUUUUGCUUUGUCCUAUAGGGAGACAUUAAGUAGUGAAAACGGCAGAUGAUUGACUAAAUUGUUAUAGAGUGGACAGUCAACUCUGUUUCCAGGCAAGUUUAAUUAAAAUAUAUAUUAUACACUGAGGAUGUAAAAAUUCAUUGUGCAUCAGUAAUGUUUAAGCACUUUAAAAAAAGACCCGCAUUAUUCCAAUCGAACGAUGAGAUGAGAUUAUUUAUUGUAAAAAAAACAAAAAUUGCAAAUAAGCAGACAGUGAAAAGAUGUGUUAUACAGCAGGUGUAUGGAUGGUUUGAUGCUGACCACUUGUGUUUUUUCCCCUGUGACGCUUAGAAUACCACAACCAAGCCACGUGGGAGUCUGGAGUAGCCUCAAUGAUGCAGAACAGUAAGUUGUUUUUAUUUUAUCUUUAAAACUUUUUUAAUUACAACCGCAAGUUUUGAUGUGGUUGCAUGGCAGAGACACCCACUGACAUUAUGCACCGGUUGUUAUUAAAGCGCAAUAACUUUUUUUCUCUCUCCCAGAACACUUUAAAGGAAAUAUAUUCAGGCAUAAAUUUGCAUGACUUUGAGGUUGCAGUGCAGGAAUAUUCUCAGUUAUUUGAAGGCCUGUUAAUUCACUCUUUUUUUUUAUUUUUUUACUAUGAUAGGUAGGCAAAGUUAUUAUUGAACAAGUUAAUCACACGUCGUCCUGCUCCAGAGAGAGAGAGAGAGAGUGGGGAGAGAGAGAGAGAGAGAGAGGGGGGAGGCAGAAUAAAGGGGGGCUGGGUUGAGAGGGAGAUUUUUUGUUUCUGCUUGAGUUGGUAUUAAAUAAUUGCACAGCCGUCUGCAUUAGCGUUAGAGCUGGCUGCCAGGCUGCAUACAAGAUUAGCUGCGUGGAGAAGAGCCCUGCAUGAAACAUGAGGAAUAGCAAUAAUGUCUUAUGUAGAUGAGUCCAUAUUCUUCACGGACAGACAGCAGGAACCAGAGAGAAAAUGCUCAGAUUAUAACCGCAGGCCUCGCUAGUUUCCCCCUUUGCGGAAGAUAAAUAUUAACAACCAUAUUGUCGUGGGUGCCAAUCAUAAAAAAACAUGCUACAUGAAGCUGCUUAUUAAAGUGGCCCAUGAGUUGAUUUCUGUCUUAAAUACCUGGUGUGUGUAUGUAUGUAUGUGUGUGUGUGUUGAACAAAAAAGGUUAAACAUGAAACAUUCUUUCUCUUGCUGCUGGACAAGAGGUGUAUGACAUCUGUGAUGAAGGUGUGUGGAAUAAUUUUAUUAUAUUAUUCUCCAUAUACCUCGAUGACGUGUCUGUGCUGUAAUCUGUGCGCAUUUUUGAGUCCAAAUAUGUUUGAAUCCAACAGCUGACAGUUGGAUUAUUUGAUGUGUGCAGAGGUCUGAUUUAUGAGAGGAGAACAUUCUUGUAGAGGCUGGUGGCAAUAGAGUUUUAUUUUGAAGGCCGCAGCGCUUGCCAGUUGUCCAUUAUGGGGAUGAUGGGGCCUUUUUAUCAAAGCUGUGUACAACACCCAGCGCUCCUGCUUUGCUGCGGAUUGAUGAUAAUGGGAUGCUCCCCUGGUUUUGGCGUGUGAUGUCUGCUGCGAAUUGCCGAGCAGAUAUCAUUGGGCCCGGCCCUUUGGGUUGUCUAAAGGUCGCGGCGGCCUCGGUGGCUUUUGUGCUAAUAACUCCUGGGUGUAUAUGGUGGGGAGCGUCCAAAUUGACACCAUAUGUUUUCCUAUUAGUCCACUCGCAAUAGAAUACAAGGCGCAUAAUCAGCGCCAGCGGGCGAGAUCGACUCCGGGCACUUGAGGGAAUUGUCGCCAUGAUUAAGACUUAACCUUUUAGGGGGAGUUUGAUUUUUAUGUGAUGUCCUUAUCUGACGCUUUUAUCGAUCCGGGGGAUUUAUAUGAUAGUUAUAAAUCAGAGGUGGUUACACUGAGCGGCCGUGGAGAGCCCACAGAGAAAGCAGGGGCUGCUUAAUGCGCAUAGGCCAAUUUCAGCGUAAGAAGUCUAUUAAUUCCACUUAAUCCUGGAAUUACCAAAGAGCAGGAGGGAUGAUAAUGGAUUUACUAUCAAUCAGAUCCACGCUGAAAGAUUAUAACACAUAGCGGCCAAAAGGGUACGUUACCCGGUUAAACAGGUUAAUUCUCAAUCAGGCCUUUUUUAGGCUAAUCUAUAAAAAUAUUAACUAAAGUGUGCAGUUUAAAUCACAGCACUGUGACAUAUUUCAGAGUUAAGACGCCCACCGAUUGCACACAACAGGACUGCAGUGGCUGUGAGCAUUUGUUGUCAAAUACAAACAAGGGGGGGAGAAAAAAACUGCAUGUCACUUUUAAUAUGUUAAGAAUCCAGGCGCGCCCUCGUUUGUGUGACCGCGCGUAGCCCCUGGCCACCUUAAAACGAAGUCUCCCUCGGAGGGUAAACGAGUAGCGUCCAAUUUUGUCUGAGUGAUAUCCAAAUGCAGACAGAAAGGGUCGUUUUAUCAUGCUACUAUUUGUCGUGACGAUGCGAUUUUCAAAAGCAGAGCGGUGUCAUAAAGUGACAUGCCUGCCACAAGUGCUCCAACUGAUCUUUUCAAUUAGCCUCCCAUGCAUGAUCCGAGGCGACUUCCGCCUAUUUCCAGAAAUUAAGCUCAAACUUGACGUGCAGCUAGCUUUAUUUUAAAGACAAAUGUCAGGCAGGCUCAUCAUAUUUUCCCCCUCUUCUAUAUUUGGAGCUUAUUUAUUGCUAAGGAGCCUCUGCUCCCGGAGUCAAUGUACCGGGCGGCAGCGCAGGGGAAGGCAGCGGAGAAACAGAGAGCAGCUCAGGCACUCCGGGGAGUCAGCUCUCCCAUUUGGCUUCAGGUUUGCGGGCUUAUUCUUUGCUUUAGAGGAAUGCAGUAAAAGAAUUAAGGAAUAAUUUACCUUUUUGGGGUAACAAUUAAAUAUAAAAACGGCUUUUUGGAGCUUGUAUCCUGUGUGGUGGCUGCUUUAUUGGUGCGUAAUUAUUGUGUUUUGAAGGGAAGGAAAAGUCGAUUUAACGCCUCUUUUCUAGAAAGCAAUGUUUCUAAAUGAUCGCUUAUUUAUCAUAUGAUUUCAGCUGUGGUGUUUUAUGUGGUUGUUAUUGUCGAUGAAUAUUAUUUUACGGAUAUUUUGGAGUGAGAUUGUGCUCUUGGUGAUGCGCAGAUGUUAUGAUAGGAUGGAUAACGGUGCGGAUGUUUUAAUAGCAGAGUUUGCCUGUUUAAGAAAAGCUUGGCUGUGCGACUUAUGUUGUCUUUUUAAAUUGGAAAUCACACAAAUUAGAGAUUUCGGUUUAUAUUAUUUUAGUUUAUGAUCGUUAAUCCAUGUUGUGCAUGUGUUACUGAACAAGUGCGCAGUCUUUGCCAUUAAAGGGAAUGCACCGAGCGGUGUGACAGCUUCUUUAAACGAUUGUUUUAUCAUUUAUGUUAAAUUUCAAGCACCUUUUCCAACCCAGUAAAAGAGCUAAUCUAAUAUUGAAGCAAACUGAAAUCAACCUUGUGUCCUCCUGUCUUCAUGUUCCAUCUUGAACUCGGUUUUUCCUGAACGCUUCUACCAUCCUCCUAUACUUUCAAUAAAAACCAUUUGCUUUCUAUCAGCCAUGUUGUUGUUUUUCUUUUUUCCUUUUUUUCUUCUUCUAUUCGACAGUGAGUGAUAGUGCGGUGUGAUGACUGCGGUGCUUUUGUCUCCAUGUAGGUCACAGUGGCGUAAACCAGCUUGGUGGUGUGUUUGUUAAUGGUAGACCGCUGCCGGAUUCCACCAGGCAGAAAAUAGUUGAACUUGCUCACAGUGGUGCUCGACCCUGCGACAUCUCCAGGAUACUGCAGGUGAAUAUUUCAAUACCUCACUUCACUCAGAAAACAGGUUCACGCAGACUUUGUUUUCUAUGGGUACAAGCUGAUUUUUAAAGCUAAAAUAUGGAUCUGUUAAGGACAGGAAUUCCACGUUAAAACAACAUUUUUUUAAAGUUAGUAAAACUAUUUUUAAUUUGCACAUAAAUAAGGCAGACAGUACAAGAAAUGUGCCUGCUUUUACAGAGAAUAAACCUCUUUGUUAGAAAUGCCUAAUGUACUAUUUAAGGCAUAUUUUUUGUGUUUGUAGACCCAUGAUGAAGUCCAAGUGCUGGACAGUGAAAAGGUGAUAAUUAUUUGACGCCAUCUUAGAAAUUCCCUAAAAAGUCGUAAAUAAUGUAUGUGAAUUGUGUCUUUUGUUCCCUGUCCAGGUAUCCAACGGCUGCGUGAGCAAGAUCCUGGGCAGAUACUAUGAAACUGGCUCCAUAAGACCGAGAGCGAUAGGCGGCAGCAAGCCCAGAGUCGCCACUCCGGAGGUGGUCGCAAAAAUCGCACAGUACAAGCGAGAGUGUCCUUCUAUCUUCGCGUGGGAGAUCCGUGACAGACUUCUGUCGGAGGGGAUCUGCACCAACGACAACAUCCCCAGCGUAAGUGCACUGACUGUAACUUAUGUGCAUGAUUUAAUUUGCCACAUGAAAUGACUUUUUUCUCAUGCAGUGGAGGAAGAGGAGAAGGGCAGCCAUCCGUUCACUUUUUAUUAAACACCGUGCGUCUGAGAGCGUGGCGCGCGCAUUGCAGCGUAUGCACCCAAACAUACAGACGCUGGCCAUUUACGCGCUUUUCAGGAAUAUCCCCCCGUGCGCACAUUUGGCUCUUGUUUAGAAGGAGUUUUAAACUGAUCCUCCUAAUCCCAGUCGUCGCUCUGAUCAUAUGUAAUUUGUCAUUCAGGUGUCAUCGAUAAACAGAGUCCUCCGCAACCUGGCUAGUGAAAAGCAACAGAUGGGCGCAGAUGGCAUGUAUGACAAGCUGAGAAUGCUCAACGGUCAGACAGGAACUUGGGGGACCCGGCCCGGCUGGUACCCUGGAACAUCAGUGCCAGGGCAGCCCAACCAAGGUGAGCCUCAUUAUCACACAGUGGCGUUAAAGACACCUUGACGCAUGCUCGGUUCGACCAGAGAAGGCCCCAUAUGUUUGAUUUAAGGUGCAAGAAAAAAAAUACAUAUUUCCCCUUUAGCAGUCAGGGUUUGAACUCCACAGAGGUCAGCGCAAACUGCCAUGUUUGAAUCUGAAUAGUUUUACAGCUCACUCUUCCAGUGGUUCCGGUCCACGGCUCUGUUUGCAGGAAGGUAUUGUAUUGGCAUGCUUUGAUGCCCUGAACAAGACCCCCAAUUAAGACUCGUCGAUUAGGGGAAGCCACAGGCCGUGCAUGCAGUCUGAAUGCCUCCACUGUCCCAGACAUGGAUGUGCGUGACAGCGGCUUGUCCUUUCAGCAGAGGUGUCCAUCCAACAGCCGGAGUUUUCCUCCCCUCCUGAUGGGGAGGCCGAGCUGUGUGUGUGUGUGUGUGCUUGUGUGUGUGUACGCAUGUGUGUGUGUGCGGGGAUAUUUAGUACAAAGGAAUGUUUUCCUUCACACGCAAUGAUUGGUUAUGGGAACGCUCCGCACUACGUGUAAUUGCUCAUUAGAGAGGGCUUUGUCUCUCAUUAUGGCAACAUGCAGGAGUGUGGAGAUGGUCGGGCUGCUGUGGAAAUAUUAAACCUCACAGGGUUUCCUGUCGGCCUGCUGCAGGCCAAACUCACAACUCCUCUUAGAGAGGAGGAGGACGCGAAUUUGUUUUACUUCUUGAAUAAAUCAAUUCAGUCUUUUACGAUGUAGAGCUGCGUCUUAUUUUUACGCGUCAGGAAAGAGGAAACGCGCGUGCCGGAAUUCAGUCAUAGCGAAUAAUUUGCAUUUGUUUGAUGUGGACACGUGGGGCUGUUGUUAACGCGCAGUUAAGCGGAAACGAUCACAUUAAGUGCGAAUUAUUAUUAUCAUUAUUUUUAUUAUUAUUAAUAUUAUUAUUACUACUACUAUUAUUAUUAUAACCACGAAGUUCAAUUUUAGCGAUUGGCUUUCCUUAAAUAAAAUCUACUUUUUCUUUCAUUUCUGUUAUUUCGCAUAGGAUUAAUUAAUGUUAAUUACCUUAUAAUUAAUUAUCAUUAUUUACAAUAGUUACAACCUAUUAAUUACCAUUUUAAUUACGGUGCCAAAAUAGAUUAAAAUGGUGAAAAAUAAAAUCACAGUGGUGAAAAUUUCUCAGGGGAAUAUAAACGUGUUUUCCAGCCGACAGCUCAGCGCGCUCACAGAGAGGCUGCGUGGAGUGACAGGCCCCCCAAAAGAAGACAACUCUAUUCCAAAGAGCACCGAAAUAAAAACUCCGCACCGAUUUUCGUCUUUCAUCUCAUUCUCAUUCUCACUCGCUGGCUAUAUGGCUCCAAAUCCCGUCUAUAGGAUUUAGUCUCUCACUUUCUCUUUCACUUCUAAGCGGUUUCUCAAGAGUGUUUUGAUCCGGCCUCAGCAGCUGAAAGGUGCCGCAAUUGGUUCGGUAUCUCUCUCUCUCUUUUUCUCUCUUUUUUUUGCUGCUUUUCCGCCUCACUGGCUGAGACAUCGUGAUACUAAAGAAUGAGUUUAUUUCCCAGCGCUUUUAUAAAGAAAACAAAUCCCAUCCCAGCGUCAGUGGGUCUGGCAGACGGAUAAUAGCUGCACAUUCACUCCUUUUUAUGGAUUAUCCGGAGUGAAGAAACAAAUAGCGUGGAUACAAACUAUUGGCCUAUAGAAGAAUACUUUUGUCUGUUUUUUUUUUUUUUCAGGGAAAUUGUCGAGGAACGUCGCGCAUCAGGUUGCCUCCAGUGAACCAAAAACUUUUACAUUUAGAUACACUUAAUAUGUUUUCAUGCGCAAUAAAAGGCGCGUAAAAACUCAUCCAAAACAGCUCAAUAUACUUGUAACUUCUCUUUUUCCUCGCAAAGUAAACUACAUGUUUGCAGAAUGAAUUUUGCACAGUCCCUUUUAAAUUUUGGAUAUAUUUUCUUAGAAGGUAAAAAGUUCAGUACAUGGCCUUAUGCACCUGUUAUAUUCCCACAAAGGCACCACCCAUUCAAACAAAUAAAACACUUUGAAAACAUAAACCUAAUCUGUGUAAAGCGCAGGAAUUCCUCCUCAUGACUAGAGAAGAGGAUAAGGGAGAUAUUCCAUAAAGCAGGCCUCUAUCAGCGCAGCCCUGCUUAAUUUCGCAUUAACUCCUCGGUGUGAUAAUGAUGUCCAACAACAAGACAGACAUUAGUCGAUAAGCCUCGCCCUGCAAACUGAAGGGCCAGUGAAUAGAUUGGCCUGAUUUGGGUUGUUCAGGGGGUUGCAUGCUCUCUCCUCACUCAUUUGUUUCCAAUUGAAGACAGAAAUCCUGACUGGCGUGGAGCUGGCCGGGGGACGUGAUUAAUGAUGGUAGUGGAUAAGGGUUAACACACUGGACUCAAAGCUCUGUUGACUGGGAUCCUCGUGCGCACAAUGCCAAAGCGCUAUAGCCUGCGCGCCUCCAGAGAGAGAGGAUCCUUUUGUCAUCCCCUCCAAUGGCUCCCCCUCCCAUAUAUUACACCCACCGAAGGCUCACUACUCGUCCCGGGCUGUGGCCAUAGUUUAAUGGUUUCCCUUACUCCUGAAGGCAUUGUAUCUUUCUGAAAAGCGUCUUCUCCUAUUCAAAAGUUGGUGGUCACCUCAAUGGCUAUACCAACGCCCAUAUGGGAACGACCAUUGAGGCAUUGCUCUGCCCCUAAAAAAAAGGGGGCUAGUGAGUUUGGGGUUUUAAUACAUUUCAUAGGGCCUGAAAAGAAAGCUCGCCACAUCUUGUCACAUUUCUCUUAACCUUUUGAGAACACACGCCAUUGUUUUGGAGAGAGAAGUCCGCGGAGUCUUCCCCUCGCCAGCACGUUUUUCCCACAAUAUUUUAUAAACAGUUUAACCGCAGAGAGCGUGUCUUUUCACACAGGCUGUAAUCUGGCGACAUUAAGAAGGAAUCGUAAUCAUUCCUCUGAUUUUGAGUCCAAUCAAGCAUGACUGGGCCUUUAAUUAAUGAUGCUGCAGCGCGCUCCGUACAAUUAGCUGCAGACUGAUACAACACGGGGCCAGAGAAUUCAUUAUUCAAUUAGCUUAAUUGAAUGUAUAUUUCCAUUAUAACCUUUUUUUCUUUUUUUUUGUUGUACGUUUGCAGAUGGUUGCCAACAACAAGACGGUGCAGGAGAAAACACAAACUCCAUCAGCUCGAACGGGGAGGACUCAGAGGAGACACAGAUGCGUCUGCAGCUCAAGAGGAAACUACAGAGAAAUCGCACUUCAUUCACGCAGGAGCAAAUUGAAGCACUGGAAAAAGGUGCAGCAAUUGCUGUCAUGCACUCUAUUCAUGUGCACCAUAUUUUUUUUAUUUAUUUUGCAAAUUGUUAUUCUCUUUAUAAUGUUAUUCUCCAAGAAUUACGCACGACGCACAUUUGGAUUUAGAUGAAUCUUUGAUGAUUAUAAAUGAAAGACUUUUAAUCUGAAGAGCCUGCAAAACUGAACUACUCAAUAAGUAAUCAUCUGACAACUUUGUGAUUUUUUUUGUUGUUGUUGCAGAAUUUGAAAGAACUCACUAUCCAGAUGUUUUCGCGCGAGAGAGACUAGCAGCGAAAAUCGACCUGCCAGAAGCAAGAAUACAAGUGAGUGCUGAUUUUAAUUUUCAACAGCAACUAUUUUCAAGUUUUUAUCUUUAAUUUAUUUACUUCUGAAGGAUUCCUGUCCUCAAGCUGAUCAGAAGCUUGCUUUUGCAUCGCAGGUAUGGUUCUCAAACAGAAGAGCGAAGUGGAGGCGAGAGGAGAAGCUGCGGAACCAGCGCCGACAGGCCAAUAACUCCUCCAGUCACAUUCCCAUUAGCAGCAGCUUUAGCACCAGCGUGUACCAGGCCAUCCCACAGCCCACCACGCCGGGUAGGUCCGCCACAGCCAGAGCAAUACUUUUAAGACCUUCCAAAGAAAAGAAAAGAAGAAGAAGAAAAUGAAAACAUAAUUAAAUCUGUCACCUUCUGUUUAAAAAUUAAAGUGUCCAUGAGUUAAGAUGAAAAGAAAAAGACUAAAUAUUAUUAUGAAAAGGCCCGAGGAGGGAUCUAAAAAGAGCAGAGGCCUCGUUGUCUGUGCGCUCUAGUUCACAUGAAGGAGCAGCGGUGGUUUCCUUUUGAUGGAUGGUUGAGCAAAACUUCUCAGCUGACUCCCUGCGUAAUUACCGCAUCAGGCAGGAGGGCACACACCGGCAGAGCUGCAGCUCAUGCUCACAAGUCAAUCACCUGAGACUCCCAGUGUACAGUAUCUGUCCGGGCCUAUCAGCCUGUCAGAUAAGGCGUCACCUUACGCACGCACUGCUAAACGCUAAUGAGACGGGAGCAAGCACUGGAGGACUCAAGUGUUUCUGUGUGAUUUUAACCCAUUAUUUGAUUUUUCUCUCUCCACAGUGUCCUUCACCUCGGGGUCAAUGCUGGGUAGACCUGACUCUGCACUAACAAACACCUACAGUGCACUGCCCCCCAUGCCCAGCUUCACCAUGGCAAACAAUCUACCUAUGCAAGUAAGUCCAACACUAAGAAAGUCAAAUGUGUUCAAAGAGUUAACUAUCUGAUAUAUUUGAUGAGGAUUAAUAUGAUUUUAAGAGUGGAAUAAAAGUACACCAUGUUGUUUCCUGGCCAAAAUAAAAUCUUCCUCAUAAAAUUAAAUCAUAAUAAACUUCAAAAUCAAAUAUAAAUACGUUUGAAGGCCUCUAAGAGCUGACAGUAUUAAAGACUACAAAUAUGGUUGGCUAAGCUAAUGUAACAUUCUCUCCCCAUCUAUAGCCCAGCCAGACCUCCUCUUAUUCCUGCAUGCUGCCUACCAGUCCGCCUGUGAAUGGGCGGAGCUACGAAACAUACACGCCCCCUCAUAUGCAGGCACAUAUGAACAGCCAAUCAAUGACCACUUCUGGUACCACCUCAACAGGUAGGCAGAAAGCUCAUUGUUUACCAACAUGCUUUGGAGUUAGUGCAUUUGUUUUGACACCUAUAUCUGCCACCUGUCCUCUAAACUGCGGGGGUACGAGGCCUUACAUUAGCCACCUUUGAUUCAUGCUCCGCUGCUGCAACUUUUCCUCCUCCUCCUCAUGCUUUUAAACCGUAUCGAUACCUCUGCAUCUCACACCAUUCUGCUGCUGCAGCUGCAUGAACCAAGCUCAUUUCAUCGCCCGCUCUACGCCAUCAUGUCACUCCCGCUACUCUGGCCCAUAGUUUAGUUCCACCCCAUUAGGAUGCUGUUACUGGGAGCCAUAUAUACCGGUUAUAGUCAUGAAGAGUUAAUCAUGCAGAACCACAUUUCCUCUGUGCUAAAUUGCUAAUUAAUUUGAUUCAUUUGCUGUUGUACUCUCUCUGUUUAAAUGCCAUUGCCAAAGCCUCAAUUUAUCGAGCUCGUGAGCCUUUUGCUGUGCAACCAUGUGCAGAGCAUUGUGACUCAUUGCAGCUCCACCGCUCGUCCACCUAUUUGCAAGUGUUUAAAGCACAAUGCUCUGUGCCAUAAGGCUAACUGUGCAUGGUGCAUCCACUCAUCUUAUUCAGCAUGUUGACUUCAGGGCCUGUUUAGCUGUCUUUUUUCUUCUUCUUCUUCUUUCUACUAACAUCUCUUUUUUCCUCUUUUCUCUUUUCCGCAGGACUCAUCUCUCCUGGAGUGUCUGUCCCUGUCCAAGUCCCAGGCAGCGAGCCUGACAUGUCUCAGUACUGGUCAAGACUACAGUAGAGAGAAGAGCUACUUCACCCUGUAACCACCCACUCCACCAUCGCCCUCCGGCAGUGCUCCUCACACACACACGGCACAGGAGAGUAGAGAAGGAGAGAGAGGGUUGAGAGGAGGCGAAGGACAGGACAGGACAGGAGAGGAGGAAGGAGAGAAAGAGAAAGAGAGAGAGAGACUCUGGGAGAGCCUUGGGACGUCUGGGCUUUGUUUUUCCAGUGGGACUGUGUGCUGUUCUGUAGCUCUAGGCACAUUCAAACAGACGAGGACUUGGAUGAGAGAACAAGGAUGGAAAGAGCGAAAAAAAUGGACCUCUGUAAAGUGCCCGGUGUUAAAUUUUUAUGGAACAAAAACUUAUCUGUUUUUUUUUCUAUUUCCAACUUCAGUCAUUGUUUCCUUUUUUCUCUGGUGUGUUAGUAAAUGGCCAUUUGUAUGUUAAUAAGAAAACCGAGAUCAAGUACUGAUAGAUGGACUGCUAGAAAACCAUGUUGGUCUUGCGUUUGUUUGCGGGAGGAGAGAUUCUGCCAUGACUAUCUUUUUAAUCUGCUUAUAUCGAGACUUUCUACCAGCCUUUGCAUGGUCUCUGGACGCUGUUGCAUAUCAUUAAAGACGAAAAAAGCUGGAGGGAAGACUCUUACUGUGUCAGAAAAAAAAAAAAAAAAACUAUUUAUUGGUCCUAUUACGUACGGAUGGAUAUUUAGCAGAGGAAACUCUGAAAACCUCGAUCCACCCACUGAGGCUGUGGUCCUCACUCCUCUCUGACUUAUUAAACACGGAUGAGCAGCUCAAAGUGUGUGCAAAGACGGUGCCACAUGCAACCCAACCUGGACCUCUUGCUUCGGUGGUUGGAUUGACUCUAAGAUACCACGAAGAACAUUAAAUGUGGAAAAAACAGGUGUCAAAGAAAACCUGUAGUCUGUAAAUGGUAGACUGCGUCUUCGAUAUAAUCCAGUUUGUUUAUGUCAAAAUGUAAAGUACUUGUCUUCCCUAGAAAUCUUCCAGAAAGAUUUCUCCAAUAAAAGUUGAUUUCAUUUAUAUCCCCGAGAAUAUUCUAUAAAUGUUCCAUGCAUCAUAAAAUACAUUUCUUUAGGGUCAGGUACAAUUUGUCUCUUAGGUAUAGUUGUAUUAUAGUGUCCUAUGGUCAAAAAAUUGUGCAACUAGAAAUAUUUAAUUCCUAUAAUUAUGAUUAAACAUUGCUUGACAGAGUUUUAAACUUAAGUGUUUGGCAGUUGUUUACAAGUACAUAUCAGAUUUAAUCAUUGUUGAUUGUAAAACAGACCAAAGCCUUUGUAUUUCAUCUAGUACACAGUGUUUUUUUAAAGAUAUUAGUCUUGUGUUGCAAAUUUUUGUAAACACGUUCUGUUCAAUUACAUUGGCUUGGAGUUCGUGCGGCUGCAGUCGAACCCUGCAGUCCUUAUUUAUAAUUGAAGACCAUGGGAGGGUUUUUCUAGCAUCAUCUGUCAUGCUCUUUUGAGUUUUUGCAUUUUUAUUUCAGUGUGUUACGUAGAACAUGGACACACACUGGGUUUACGUCUGAGCAAUGCUUCUGAGAUAAAAACGUCUACACGCUGUCUCUUAAAUAUUUCAAUUUAAUUUUAUUUAAAAUGGAGCUUUCUAAAUGUAUUUUGUGAAAACUAUAAAACAUUUUGUACAGUAAAAUUGUGUCUUAAAGAAA
This is a messenger RNA of Xyrichtys novacula (pearly razorfish), 21108 nucleotides long. NCBI's taxonomy places the organism in Eukaryota, Metazoa, Chordata, Actinopteri, Labriformes, Labridae. The record is from the annotation of a GenBank genome assembly.